UGCGUGCCUCCCCCUACUGGGCGUACCAGUCUGCGCUCCCGGGCGCUGGCGGCGGAAGAGAUGGAGACGCGUCACGAGCGCCCGGCCCCUUGAAGCGCUGCUGGCUGGAGCCGCCUCCCUCCCUGCAGCCGGCGGCGGGGAUGGAGUAGAGGGAGACCCGUCGACCUGCCCGCGGGGAUUGGCGAUGGAGUUAAAGCAAUCUUUGUCCACACACCUGGAAGCUGAGAAGCCGCUGAGGCGCUAUGGGGCGGUGGAGGAGACGGCGUGGAAAGCGGAGGGACUGGGGAGAAGUCAACUGGACAUCGUCUCCAUGGCAGAGACAACCAUGAUGCCGGAGGAGAUCGAGCUGGAGAUGGCGAAAAUCCAGCGCCUCCGGGAAGUCUUAGUCCGUCGGGAGUCUGAGCUCAGGUUCAUGAUGGAUGACAUCCAGCUCUGCAAAGACAUCAUGGACUUGAAGCAGGAGCUGCAGAACUUGGUCGCCAUCCCAGAAAAAGAAAAAACCAAGCUGCAGAAGCAGAGAGAGGAUGAGCUGAUCCAGAAGAUCCACAAACUGGUGCAGAAGAGAGACUUCCUGGUGGACGACGCGGAGGUCGAGCGGUUACGGGAGCAAGAAGAAGACAAGGAAAUGGCCGAUUUCCUGAGAAUCAAGUUAAAACCUCUAGACAAAGUAACCAAAUCUCCAGCCAGCUCCCGGGCAGAGAAGAAAGCAGAGCCCCCACCUAGCAAGCCCACGGUGGCCAAGACAGGGCUGGCACUCAUCAAAGAUUGCUGCGGGGCCACCCAGUGCAACAUCAUGUAGUGCCCACGUAGGGUGCUCCCAGGGCCACGGGGACCCCCCUCCCACCCUCUUGUCUUCACAGCCCCCAUUUCACUGGGGCCCAAGAGCUCUCCAAGGCAGAAGGGGUUGAAGGCAAGCCCGUGACUGCCGCCCGGGCCAUGGCGCAGUAGGCGGGCCAGGCCACCCUGUACAGAGUGUAGCAAUAGGGAGUCCCUCACUGUCGCAUGGCCCUCCCCAGAGCAUGCCAAACCCAGGAGUCUGUCUCACUGUUAUCCAACCACCAAGAAAGGUCCUCCCUGAAAAAAGUAUAUCUCCAUUUCUAUCUAGCUGUAUCUAACCCGCCGUGCGAAUGAACUGGGAGAGGGGCAUGCUCCCCAGGCGUGUGUAGUUGUGACUUUUCAACAAUCUAGCACCAUGUUGGACACAUCCCCCAUCCACCCUCCUAGCUCUGCUGUCAGGCCGGCCCCCCACGGGCACAGGCCCCGUCCCCUGUUUGUCCUCCCCCAGCGGCUGUGCUCUGGAGGGCUCCAUACAGCUCAACGUGUCUCUCGGGCACCAUCCGCAUAGCGUUCUUGGAGACACGCAGGGCCCAUCUGUAAAGAUCGAGCUUGUGUAUGGUGUCGUGGUCACAUCUGCUUCUUCCUAUCCUGUGUCUGGGCACAGUUCACAUCGGGGGGGGGCGUCCACUGAGCUCUCAGCUUGCCAUGUCCACCCCAGGUGGACACGUGGAAUGGAGUGGGGCUGGGGGACCUGGGCCGGUGCGCAGAAAAGGUGGCAGAUAGCUGGAGGCUCCAACACCAAGGCCAGGGUGGACGAGAAGGAGACCCAGAGCAGAUGCUGACCCAGGCACUGCACCCCCCAGGGGCCGCUGCAGAGAUGCCAGCAGACGCCACCUCACCAGCCCAACACACAGACCUCCAUCAAGAACAGCACCGGGCGGGAGAGGCAGCCUGACCCGACUGUGCCCCAGCACUUGGUGGCGUGUCUUAACCAGCCACCAAACAGUUCCACUCGUGUAACUUGAUGUACAUUUGCUACAGCCAGCCCGGCACAGCCCGUGUGACCUCUCUAUACGUGUGUGUGUCGUGACCGGCCUAAGUAGUUAGCGUAACUCAAGAUUUGCUGAUGUGCAAUCACUCAUCAGAGAAAAUAAAAAUGGAAACCACGUACACAGCAUUUUAAAAGUUUUUACUUUUUUCUUGAUUAUGGAAGUAAUCCAUGUACAUAGUAAAUCAUUUUAAAAGUACAGAAAAGUAAAAAGUUUUUUUU
This is a messenger RNA of Propithecus coquereli (Coquerel's sifaka), 2047 nucleotides long. RefSeq names its product chromosome unknown open reading frame, human C16orf45 (gene BMERB1). Gene Ontology annotation, biological process: negative regulation of microtubule depolymerization. The coding region runs from base 185 to 799 and encodes 204 amino acids. The transcript has 6 exons. Gene Ontology annotation, cellular component: microtubule cytoskeleton. NCBI's taxonomy places the organism in Eukaryota, Metazoa, Chordata, Mammalia, Primates, Indriidae. The record is from RefSeq and is a predicted model, not a curated record.